AUGUCAUUGCACGAUGCUUUUUUCCUGGGAGACAUCGGCUCCUCCGCUGGGCCGCCGCUCGGGCAUGCGACCGGCGACGAGCCCCGCGCUGUGCCCGCUUCGGGCCCGGAGGGCGCGACGACAACGCCCGGCAUGGACGAUGUUGGCCUGCAUGGCGCCGGUGUAGCCGAUCUCGACUGGUCUGACACGUUUCUUUUUGGUACCGACGACGAUGCCGGCUCCGGGACAAUGCCUCCGUUCCAGCCAGCGUUGUCGGCUUUCGACCCCAUCGACCCGAGUCUCGGCUUUCAGGCAUCCGACUUCACGACCGUCCUGCCUCCCGGGCCGGGGCUUGGCGGCCGGCCGGAGCACUUGGGCAUGGCAGAGUUCUUCCUCAAGAACGGUGCAUGGCGGCCUCCGGAGCCAUGUACGCACUGCCGACGACUGCGACUCCAGUGCUUCAUGCUGCAGACAACCUCGGCCAAUCCCAACCCCGUCCACUCGUGCUCCAGCUGUGUGGCCUUGUUUCGGCAGUGCAGUCUCGCCGAGCGCUCGAAGAGACACCCGUCGCACUUUGAAACCACCUCGCCCGUUAUUGGCCAGCUGCACGGAGUCAACGAGGAGGACGACCCGUCGUCUUGGACCCAGCCCAUCGCGGGCACCAUCGCUGAGGCACCUGCAGCGCCCAUGGCCACAGUCUCGAACAAGAGAUCCAGCUCUCGAUCCGUCCGAAAGACGCAGGUCCUUCGAGACUGGUUCUCUGCCAACCUGGGGCACCCCUACCCAACAGAUGACGAGAAGUCGGCCCUGGCCGACCAGUCUGGUCUGAGUAGAACCCAAGUCAUCAACUGGUUCACCAACGCCCGUCGCCGGCACCGGCUCUCGACUCAGCCGAUGGUGAACAAUGCCACCUUCCGAGCCGGUUCGCCAAUGCCGCGAUCCUUGCUAUCGAGCAUGACGCCUUUUGAGAGAUGGCGCCACUCUCCCCCAGAGAGCGAGCCUGUUUCAGAGUCCGUGAUUCAGAAUGCUCUGGACUCUGGCGUCAACCAGGGAGAGCUCGGAGAGGGAACCGACAACUUCACCACGACUAUCCUCGGCUCGUCCGCCAGCGACGACUCCAUGUUCUUCGCUCCCUCGGCGCACCAGUACUCGUCCGAAGCAUCUGUCUCGUCGACUUACUCUCAUCGCUCUGCCAACAGUGAUGCCGCGCACUCGGCACGGAGCUUCGACGAUCAAUCCCAACUUCCAUGGACGAACCCGGCGUCCUCCAGAGCGAGGAAGUCGAAGCCGCGAACCAAUAUCGUCUUCCCACCACGAUGGUACGGGGACGUUUCUGUCGCCAAAUCCUACACCACAACAUCAUAG
Messenger RNA from Purpureocillium lilacinum, 1344 nucleotides. RefSeq lists its product as uncharacterized. Lineage: Eukaryota; Fungi; Ascomycota; Sordariomycetes; Hypocreales; Ophiocordycipitaceae. Gene Ontology annotation, biological process: regulation of transcription by RNA polymerase II. Gene Ontology annotation, molecular function: DNA-binding transcription factor activity, RNA polymerase II-specific; RNA polymerase II cis-regulatory region sequence-specific DNA binding. The record is from RefSeq and is a predicted model, not a curated record.